UAUUUCACUAAAGAAAUGGUGUUCAUUGGAAUGUCUUUGCUGAAAUACAUAGAAGUUGACAAGGUUGACAAGCUUAUGGUGCUCAUGAGCAAGCUGGUGUAUGGGGAUAUGACCAAGUACGGCUUGACCAGGCCAAAGGAAGGACCUUUUGCUCUAAAAAUCAAGGGGGGUCGUACCCCUACCAUUGAUGUGGGUUGUGUGUCAAGGAUUAAGAAAGGCAAAGUAAAGGUGUUCCCAGGUAUUACAGGCAUAAAAAAUGACAAGAUGGUUGAGUUUGAGGAUGGACGAAUUGGUCAAUUUGACGUUAUAAUCUUUGCCACCGGAUACAAAAGCAAUGUGCUGAAAUGGCUUAAGGAUUACAAAGGGAUGUUCAAUGAGAGUGGAAUGCCUAAACCAAGAUAUCCAUCACAUUGGAAAGGAGAAAACAACAUCUACUGUGCUGGGUUUUCAAAGAGGGGAUUAGAAGGUAUUGCUUAUGAUGCUCAGGAAAUAGCAAAUCAUAUCAGUUUGACUAUGAAUGCAAGGAAUGUACCUAGUUCUAUGGCCAAUAUUGCCGGAGUCGAGUAAUAAAUAAAUGGGUUUGCAGUGUGAUAUACGAGUACUAUCAUUUUCUCCUAGGGGAGACUUCAUGUGGAUGAUCAUUAUUAGUAUCGGUGUUAAUUAGUUACAUUAACACCAUAUUUGUUUUUGAUCGGUCAAAACUAAUUCCAUUCCAAGGUACAAAGGAGUACCAAAAUUUAUGUAAAAUUUAUCAAAAGUUAUAUAGAAUUUUGUGUGUUAAUUAUAGACAAUGAAUGUU
Molecule: messenger RNA, 799 nt
Organism: Lotus japonicus
Lineage: Eukaryota; Viridiplantae; Streptophyta; Magnoliopsida; Fabales; Fabaceae
Product: probable indole-3-pyruvate monooxygenase YUCCA10
Exons: 3
Coding region: 16-567 (183 amino acids)
Molecular function (GO): flavin adenine dinucleotide binding; monooxygenase activity
Source: RefSeq, a predicted model, not a curated record